AUGUCUGCAUUCUCGAGUAGCAGUCCGCAACCUAUUGCCCAGGGGAGGUCAGAGGGCCGUCGUCAUUCGAUCCUCUCCGAAUUCCUCCCCGAGAGCUUACCGUUGCCCCAGUCCUUCCUCGCGACGUCGCCCGUUGUCCGCGAGAUCCUAACCAGAGACAUCGCCGAGUGUUCUUCAGAAGACGAGCUAGGAUCGCCAUCAACCCCUGCUUCUUCAACGGUCGAACGAGAGUCCGAAUCCGACCGCCAACAUCAUCAUGUGCCCGACGCAAAGCUCGCAUUCCACCCCAACGGUGUCGCGUAUGGAUGCGGCUACUCCACCGUUCCGAUCCAGGGCCUGGACAAGCCGGUGCCGAAUCCGCGCGAGGUUGAAGAGUCGGUCCAGGCAGAGCUUUCACUGCUGCGCGACAACGCGAUCAUCCCCCCGCCGCACCCCCGACCAAGGUCAACCAGCCUGGGAGCACGGCUCUACAGACACGCCUUCAGCACUAACGUCAAGGACCACGAAGAAUCCGUUUUUCCCGGCGCCGCAACCGAGACGACCCCGCUGCUGCCCGAAGCAGCCGAGGAGCCCCUGCCGACCCCUCCGCCAGACGAGAUCUGCGAGCAGUUCGAGGAAGCCGUGGCUGCGCAGGUCAUCAAGACGACGUGGCAGCGCGAGGCGGCCACGCUCAUCCAGUACUCGAUCCCGCUGAUCGUGACAUUCCUGCUGCACUACUCGGUGACCAUCGGCAGCGUGCUUGCCGUGGGACGCCUUGGCAUGGUCGAGCUCGCGGCCGUCAAUCUGGCUACCAUGACCGCCAGCAUCACAUGCUACGUGCCGGUUCAGGGCCUAGCGACCUGCCUAGAUACGCUCUGUGCCCAGGCCUGGGGCUCUGGCAGGAAACAUCUCGUAGGGCUGCAAGCCCAGCGCAUGACGUGGAUGCUGUGGGCUUUGAUGGUUCCGGUCGCCGUGCUCUGGUGGUUCUCUGAGCCGGUCCUUGCCGUCCUCGUUCCAAGGAAAGAGGCGGCCGCGCUCGCCGCCCUCUUUCUGCGUGUUCACAUCCUCGGCAUGCCAGGGGUUGCGGCGCUCGAGAGCGGCAAGAGGUUCGUGCAGUCGCAGGGCCUCUUCCAGGUGACGACCUACGCCUUGCUCAUCGGGGCGCCCGCGUCUUUCCUGAUGAACUUUCUCUUCGUCUUCUGGCUCGGCUGGGGUUUUGCUGGCGCGGCUGCGGCUAUGGCGAUCACGCAAAACCUACUGCCAUUGCUGCUGGUGAUGUACGUGUGGCUGAUUGACGGUUCUCAAUGUUGGAACGGCCUUAGCCGCAAAGCCUUCAGGAACUGGGGCCCGAUGACCAAGUUGGCAUUACCAGGCAUGAUCAUGAUCGAGGCGCAAUUCUCGGUUCUGGAGAUAUUGACCAUCGCCGCGGGCCGCCUCGGCACCACCCAGCUGGCCGCCCAGUCCGUCGUUGUCUGUCUAACGUCGAUCUCGUUCAAUGUGCCCUUCCCGCUGGCCAUCGCAACGUCUACUCGCGUUGCGAACCUAAUCGGGGCGCAUCUGAGUGAUGCUGCCAGAACUACAGCAAAAGUUGCCAUCGCUGCUGCCGUCAUGGUGGGAUCUGGGAACCUGCUGAUAUUCGCCACGCUUCGCAAGCACCUACCGUGCGCCUUCACAGGUGACGAUGCGGUUGCGCAGAUAGCGUCGCGGGUCAUUCUUGUCUGUGCCGUGAUGCAGAUCUUCGAUGCCCUGGCCGCUGUCUCUCACGGUAUCCUGCGCGGCAUUGGCUGCCAGGCUAUCGGAGGCUACGCAAACUUGUUCUCGUACUACUUGGUGGCCUUGCCCAUCUCGCUGUCGACGGCCUUCGCCCUGGACUGGCAGCUCAGCGGUCUCUGGACAGGGGUGACAGUUGGGUUGGCUGUAGUCUCGGUCAUUGAGCUCAGCUAUCUGUACCGGGCUGAUUGGGAGUCAGCUGCGAUUCAGGCGCAGCAGAGGUUGGCCUCGGAAGACGUCACGGUGGAGGUGAAGUUCAAGGCCCCUUCAGACGGGAACCUCGGGUCUUGA
This is a messenger RNA of Thermothielavioides terrestris NRRL 8126, 2040 nucleotides long. RefSeq lists its product as uncharacterized. Gene Ontology annotation, molecular function: xenobiotic transmembrane transporter activity; antiporter activity. The record is from RefSeq and is a predicted model, not a curated record. The coding region runs from base 1 to 2040 and encodes 679 amino acids. The transcript is spliced from 5 exons. Gene Ontology annotation, biological process: xenobiotic detoxification by transmembrane export across the plasma membrane. NCBI's taxonomy places the organism in Eukaryota, Fungi, Ascomycota, Sordariomycetes, Sordariales, Chaetomiaceae. Gene Ontology annotation, cellular component: membrane.